This is a messenger RNA of Coccidioides immitis RS, 258 nucleotides long. RefSeq lists its product as uncharacterized. Lineage: Eukaryota; Fungi; Ascomycota; Eurotiomycetes; Onygenales; Onygenaceae. The transcript has a single exon. Bases 1 to 258 code for a protein of 85 amino acids. The record is from RefSeq and is a predicted model, not a curated record.
AUGAAGCUGUUGUCUUCUGGCAGUCGAGCGUCGUUUCGCCCAAGCUGGCUGGAAGAGGCGACAACAAGCUGUGGCUUAGUCAGUCAAACUCGUCGAUGCUUAUGUCAGCAGUGCCCUUCCGCGACGAGACCGGACGAAACGCGAUCGCAAGGAGAGAGCGUUGAUGAAGACGAAGAAGAAGACGAAGAAGAAGAAGAGUUGGUUGGUGAUCCCAUCUUGCACUGGAGACAGCUUUUCACCAUCCACAACAGCCACUGA